Messenger RNA from Entamoeba nuttalli P19, 291 nucleotides. RefSeq lists its product as hypothetical. NCBI's taxonomy places the organism in Eukaryota, Evosea, Mastigamoebida, Endamoebidae. The transcript has 2 exons. The record is from RefSeq and is a predicted model, not a curated record. The coding region runs from base 1 to 291 and encodes 96 amino acids.
AUGAGUGGAUGUCGUCCUUUAGCGUAUCAAGUAGAUGAUGAAAAAGGAGAAAAUAAUAAAAAAAUUAAUGUACUUAAAAAGAAGUUUGGAGAUGACCACAAUGUUCAUGGUGUUAUUCCUUAUGUAUUGAAGAUGACGAAGAAGAAUAAAGGUAUUGGAGGAAAGAAAACUAAUUUACAACUAUCAGAAGAUAGUUUAUUAACAGAAACACUUUAUGUUCAUAUUGAUGGAGUGUUAAUAAGAAAUGAAGAAGUUUGUGGUUAUUUAAAGAGUAAAAAAAAGAAUAAAUAA